ACAAUUACCUUGUGAUUGAGGACUACUGACCAUUACCUUGUGAUUGAGGACUACUGACCACUGCCUGCUGAUUGAGCACUACUGACCACUACCUAGAGAUUGAGGACUACUGACCGUCAUGUCAGGACAGCAGGAGGACACGAGAAGGUUACUCAAAGAACUGGAGCACAAAUGUCUUGUGGCUAAAAAUGAAAGUUUACAGCACGCAGACGAUGACCGGAAGGGAUGGUGUGGUAUUGUCUGGGACAAUGUUAUGUGCUGGAAUGCAACCAGACCUAACACAGUGGCUACUAUGAGAUGUCCAGGUUAUAUUGACCGUUUCGACACCUCAGAGUUUGCCGAGAAGACAUGCACAGAGAAUGGAACCUGGUUCGUCCAUUCAGUCCUGAAUACUUCUUGGACCAACUACAACAACUGCAUUCAUAGACCAGUCGAUGUGGACAUUAGCUCUCAUAUAGAAAUCGCCGACAAUUUGAUUUUGCUGUAUACAAUAGGUUACAGUGUGUCGUUGGUCUCUCUGCUGGUAGCUGUAAUCAUUAUGUUAAACUGGAGACGACUGCACUGCAAGAGCAAUACUCUCCACAUCAACCUGUUUAUAGCCUUCAUCCUACGAGCUGCCAUGUCCUUUAUGAAAGACAGACUCUUUGUCGGAGGACUCGGACUUCCACAGGACAUCAAACGAUCCGAAGACAGGACAUUGAUAUUCUUAGACGAAGGACCGCACUGGGAAUGUCGCACGCUGUUUGUACUUCUGAUGUUCGCUAUUUCGGCCAGUCAAACAUGGAUGCUCAUGGAGGGGCUCUACCUCUACCUUCUGGUUCACAAGACGAUGGUCACGGAGAGGCUUGGGGUCAAACCUUACAUCGUUCUCGGCUGGCUUCUUCCCUGGACAUUUCUGACUCCAUGGAUUAUCGUGAAAUAUAUCUACGAGAAUAAAUUCUGCUGGAACAUGCAGUCCAACCCAGUCUAUUUCUGGAUACUAAAAGGUCCCUGGACAGCCGUGGUCCUGAUCAAUUUCUUUUUCUUUCUCGAUAUCAUCCGGGCACUUAUGACAAGAGUCAGAAAUAACCAACGCCAUGCGGGGCGAUCUCAGUACAGAAAAUUCGGCAAAUUCAUUCUAGUACUGAUUCCUCUGUUUGGAAUCAUGUACAUUGUUUUAAACUUCGCCUUUCCAUCAGAAGUCAUGCUGGGGGACUACAACGUCAUCUAUAUGUAUAUUGAAAUGUGUUACAAUUCUUUUCAGGGAUUUAUUCUGGCGUUGUUGUUCUGUUUCCUCAACGAGGAUGUCCAUUCGGAGAUGAGACGCUCCUGGCAACAACAUAGAUCCAGACGUUACAACAGCAACAUUUUCAACCGGUCUUUGGCGGGUGGCUCGAGCUGUCGCGCCCCUCGGUCACCCGUCCCCGGUUCGCCCAGCCUGUACGUCGCCCAUUCGGUCAACGGCAACAAGAAGUCUUACCCACGCGACGAUAAGGCGCGACUGCAGCAUUCCCUGUCUGCACAGUCAACGUACGUCUCAUCGUCCGUAGCGUCCAGCGACGCCGUCGACGUGCGGGGCAGGGGCUCCGGCCGGGCCACCAACGGUUCCACAAAGUGCUGCAACGGAACAAAGACAGACCUGGCGUACGUAAAGCCGAAGUACAAACUCCAGGCCCUCACGACGUCAUCCAAAAGCUCGCUCCUCGGCUCCAGCGCGGUCAAAUAUCAGACUGACCUCUGUCCGGUCACUGACCAAUCGAAAUCUUCCAGGAUAUCGCUCUACUGACAUUCUUCCAGACAUUUUACAACCGUUCUCAUAAUAAUACGUUCUCCAUAUGUUGCUUCUGUUUUUCUUGGAUUAAAGAUAAAUGU
Biomphalaria glabrata is the source of this 1851-nucleotide messenger RNA. RefSeq names its product parathyroid hormone/parathyroid hormone-related peptide receptor-like. NCBI's taxonomy places the organism in Eukaryota, Metazoa, Mollusca, Gastropoda, Planorbidae. The transcript has 12 exons. Gene Ontology annotation, molecular function: G protein-coupled peptide receptor activity; peptide hormone binding. Gene Ontology annotation, cellular component: plasma membrane. The coding region runs from base 119 to 1765 and encodes 548 amino acids. Gene Ontology annotation, biological process: cell surface receptor signaling pathway; adenylate cyclase-modulating G protein-coupled receptor signaling pathway. The record is from RefSeq and is a predicted model, not a curated record.